GCCUCUGCUUAACAAUGACUGCCAGACACCUCCUCCAAGCUUUCAUAGUAAUAGCCUGCUCUCUUCCCCUCUGCCAAUGUGCCCCGGCAAGUGGCCGCGUUCAACUCCCUUCUUUGCUCGACGCGACGCUUGAUGAGCUGCAGUCGGGCCUCAAUGCCGGGCAUUUCACCAGCGUGGACUUGAUCCGGGCCUACACCGCCCGAAUCGGCCAAGUCAACUCGCGACUACACGCCGUCAACGAGAUCAACCCGGAUGCUGUUUCCAUCGCCGCACAUCACGACUCGCUGAGAAGUUCUGGAAACCUCAUCGGCCCGCUCCAUGGCAUCCCAGUCGUGGUUAAGGACAACAUUGGCACGGCCGACAAGAUGAACAACACGGCUGGGUCGUUCGCGCUUCUCGGCGCCGAGAUCCCAGAGGACAGCACCGUUGCCCGCAAGCUCCGCGAGGCUGGCGCCAUUGUGCUCGGCAAGGCCAAUCUCUCGCAGUGGUCCGGUGCUCGUGGCGAGAUCACGCAGGGCUGGUCGGCGUAUGGCGGGCAGUGUAUCGGCGCCUAUUAUCGCGACAUGGACCCCGACGGCUCUUCGUCUGGCAGCGGCGUCGCGGCCUCGACUGGCCUGGCCUGGGCGGCACUGGGGACUGACACCUCUGGUUCGAUUGCAGAUCCGUCGAGCAAGCAUAACUUGGUCGGAAUCAAACCCACCACGGGGCUGACGUCGCGGUAUCUCGUCGUUCCCAUCUCGGAGCACCAGGACAGCGUUGGGCCAAUGGCGCGAACCGUCAAGGAUGCCGCUUAUUUGCUGGCGGCCAUUGCCGGACCCGACGAGCACGACAAUUACACGUCUGCGUCGCCGUUUGGAGAUCGAGUGCCGGACUAUGUGGCCGCUUGCAAGGGCAACGGCCUGCGUGGGAGGCGGAUUGGCGUCCCUCGGCACAUGUUGCAACUGUGGUCGGACAAACCCAGUGAUUAUAUGCUUGAGAUAUUCGAUUCUGCGCUGGACGUCUUGCGGGCUCAGGGCGCUGAAAUUGCAGACGACAUCGUCCUGCCUGGCGCGGUGGACUUGCUGAACAGCAAAUAUAGCCCCUUUGUCACGGGCCCAGACCUGAUGGUCGACAUACCUCGGUACUUUUCGCAGCUCAAAACGAACCCCAACAACAUCACUACCAUGAUUCAGCUACGCGAAUUCAUCCAAAACGAUGCUCGCGAAGGGUACCCCGAGAAAAACACCGCGUCUUGGGACAGGGGCAUCCGCAGAGGCUACGAUAAUACCUCGCCAGCGUGGUGGGCAAACUACAAGGCCCAGGCAGAGCUCGCCGGCCCUCGGGGAAUUGCCGGCGCGGUGGACAAGUACUCGCUCGAUGCUAUCGUCCUGCCCACGGAAUAUCUGAGCAAGCUUGCGGCUCCUCUAGGCAACCCGGUCAUUUCAGUCCCUGUAGGACGGACGCCCGACGACACGCCUCUGGAGAAGAACAAGUUUGGGACUUUGAACAUCAAGGGCCCGAACCAGCCGUUUGGGCUGGGAUUCACGGGCGCGCGGUUUAGUGAGGAGAUACUCGUUGAGAUUGCGUAUGCUUUUGAGCAGGCGACAAUGGUGCGCAAGACGAUUGUUCCUUAUAUCCAGCCCAAGACGGAGCUGGAGGACAUUGUGGGAAAGAGAGAGGAUACGAAUGGGGAGUUGGAGUUGUAGAUGAGUGGCGACUACUCUAGACAAGCC
Trichoderma atroviride IMI 206040 is the source of this 1712-nucleotide messenger RNA. RefSeq lists its product as uncharacterized. Lineage: Eukaryota; Fungi; Ascomycota; Sordariomycetes; Hypocreales; Hypocreaceae. The record is from RefSeq and is a predicted model, not a curated record.